Papaver somniferum (opium poppy) is the source of this 3499-nucleotide messenger RNA. RefSeq lists its product as uncharacterized. The transcript has 2 exons. The record is from RefSeq and is a predicted model, not a curated record. NCBI's taxonomy places the organism in Eukaryota, Viridiplantae, Streptophyta, Magnoliopsida, Ranunculales, Papaveraceae. Bases 947 to 1786 code for a protein of 279 amino acids.
UUGUUCUUAGGCUGUGUUCGUUUGAACCAGAGAGGCUCGAUUCUUCGGAAUUGGGAGAGGUUUAUCCUCAAACUAUCACCCCAAUCUUGUCAUUGUACUUAGGUACAUGACAAUUGGCAUCUAGAGCCGUUUUGAUUCUGCGGUUUCUUCAAUGGAGGUUGCAGAUUUGGACGAGUUUUAUCCAAUAGAAUUUACAGAAGCUGAGUUGUUAUCACAAAAUAUUUAUGGCUUGGGAAAACUUCUAGCUGCAGUAUCAGAGAAGCUGGAUGGUGAAUUUAUUCGACCUCCUAAUCAGGUAACGGCAUGGAUGAACAUCUUAUCAAGGGAAAUCAAGGAAAUACUGGUAAUGGAGUGUAGAUUAUAUGAUGAGAAUUCAGAAGAAAGUCUUGGAUUAAUCCAAUCAGUGGUUCAACAAUUGAAGACGAUGAAGAAAUACAUCGCUGACCAUAUGGAACCAAUUCCUGUUGAUUCGGAUUCAGUAAGUGAUUCCACUCAGAAAUCUUCAAUUCCAUUAGCUGCAGAAGAAGAUGAAUCUCUUGAUUGCAAGUUGAUUCCGCCGUAUUUCUUUGAAGAAAAUGAGAAUUUAACAGUUCUAGACUCACAUGAACAAUUUUUUUCCCCUAAUUGGAGUAUUCUGAUGGAUACUUUCCAAAUAAAAAAUGUUCCAGGUUAAGCGAUACUGAAUUCCUGUGAGUGUUUCUCUAUUUUUCUUAAUUCUUCUCAUUGCAUAUUUGACCGUGGAAAAGAGUUUGAUAUUAGGAAGGUUUUUUCUGAUUGGGUUAGAGAUUAUACAUUAGGUUCUGUCACAACUAUUUUUGGUUCCUUGCUACUUAAUGUGUCGAUUUUAAUAGAUAAAUAUGAUCGGAAUUUUGUUCAAGAGCUGCUUUAUAAACAUGGGUACUGGUCAGACUCAUUAUCCAGUGGUGUUACUACUGCUGCUUGUUGUAUGUUUGAUAAAAAGCUUGAGAGUGCAGGUUGGAAUUCGAGUGGUAUUAGAAAUUAUUCUCUCUCGCAGCUUAAAAUAGAUAAGGUGAGUUACAAAUUGACUGUCAAAGAAUGUCUCUUCCUUAUCUUGGAUUCUUUUCGUAUGAUAUUUGAUCGCGGGAAAGGAUGGAAACUCAUUAAGGGGUAUUCGUUAAUUAAUAGUGACUAUAAAUUCUGUUUUGAGGUAUUUAUUUAUGUUUCAUUCGUUCUCAAUGUGGGUUCAGUUUCGAUGGCUUACUACAACAAAAAAUUUGUUCAUGAGUUUCUCACUAAGCAUGGGUACAAAUCAGAUUCAUUAUUUUGUGACUCAGUUCUAUUGGUGUGUUUCCAGUGGAUACUGUGUGUUUCUUCUUACCCUUGUUUCAACUUUACUGGUAGCGUAUUUAAUCGUGGGAGAGCAACUGAACUUAUGGAAAGAUUUGGGUACCAGUCAGAAUUCCAGUUUAUGUACUCGAUUAUGUGUACGUUGGCUCACAAGGGUGAUAGUGGUGUUGGUUGGUUUAUCAUGGGCUUUACAUCAGUUGCGUGCUUUGCCGUUAGCGGCUAUUAUGAGACCAAAUUUCCAUAUAGAACUGAAGUUUUUGAAGGAGCAACACUUAUGACGCGGUACUACCUUACACAGGAAGCAAAUAGUCAAGGCUGUGUGGUUAGUUUUGAUCCUGCAGUUAGUCGUGACCUUGGUCUCAAGUUGUUAUUUCUAGUAGCGAGGCAUAUUUCUUACUCUUGUAGUUUCCAUAUGGGUUACCUACGGUUGGUGUUGGUGUUAGUGUUGGUGCAGGACACAGAAUCAAUCUAUCAAUGAUUCUCGUGUAGAGUUUCAAAGUUAACAUUGGGUUUAUUCCACUUGAUACUAUAGCUGCAGUUCUUCACGGGUUCUCUACAGGGCAACCUAGAAGUUCUUCAGAUUAUGUAAUACUGCCUACUGGUGCUUAUGGAAUUCAGUUUCUUCGGCUCAUUAGAGCAUCUUAUGUACUGGAUAGAAUGAGUUCCUUCUCACCUACAUCUGCACCUUAUGAUAUUCUUAUUAUUCUGAUGGAACAUGUACAACUACGUCUCAAUCCGGCAAUUAUUGGUUCUCACUCAUGGUAUUCUGCUCAACAAAAAUCUAAUUGCUAUACUCGGUUGUUGGAAAUGAGAAGCUAUAUACAAUUCGAGUUCUGUAUAUGGACAAUGGGAAUAAAGUUGGUGCUCAGUAUGUUUUACAUUCCAAAUGUGUUAAUGUUAGUGGUCAUGUUGAAGUGGAAAUUCAAGUUGGUUUUAACUGGGUUCUAGAGCGUGACGAAUGUUAGCUGGGUUGGCAAGGGUUUGAUCUCAAUGGAAAGCUUGGUCGUAAAAUGGAACUGUAUGAGUCAUUCGUUCUGGAAAGCUGAGGUCCAGAAUCCAAUUAUGGCAACUCUUAUGUAGGGCAAUCUGUUCUCGAAAAGUUUACAAAGUCUGGGGAAAGAAAGUAAUUACAUCUUAAUUCUUAUGGGUUUACUUAAACACCCUAGCUCCAGUUUUCAUUGUAGUCGCAAAUUAUAUUUUGCCUCGGAGGAAUCCCUUGGAAGAGUAGUGGGUAUCAAGAAGGUGCUUGUACAGGUUCAUGGUGGUGAAAUCCUUUGUGCGGGGAUCAGUAUACAUUUGUCGUUCCUAACUCUAUCUCUUUGCACUAGAGCAUUACCACCAGGGGUUCCAGAAAUCUUUGCUAUAUUUCGGGAGUCUCCUAGUUCAUUUGUGUUUGAUAGGGGGAAAUUUGUUUUACAUCAUGUGUGGGGAUUGUGGUACCAAUCAAAGAAAUCGGAUAAUUAGACAGAUUUUACGAUUCAUAUUGAGGCUGUAUCGAAAUGGGUGGAUCAAGUUUCUGCAGUUUCUCACAUGGAAGAAGAUAGAGAGCAUGAAACUCAUGCCUUAGCUAGUCGUGGAGUUGCACUUCUUAUGCAGCUUUUAUUUCUGGGAAAACGGGAACAAUAACCAAGAGUAAGGUUGCAAGCACUACUUGUACCAGUGAUUACCAAACCGUGCAAUAUGGAUAUUGUGGGCCAGUUUACCAGGGAAAGACAAGCAAGAGAGACUUCUGUUUCCUAGCGGGAUUUAUGGGGAUAACCGCUACCUUGUGUGAUCAUUUUUCUUCCCAUGGAAGUAGUCUGUGGAUUGCUUGGCUUAUAGUGGAUAUGUCCAAGGUAUCCAUGGGGCAAUUAAUUACCAUGACGGCUGGUUGGCUCCUACUGCAUUCUAGAGAUGACUUUCCAAUACUCACGUCAAUUUUCUUAACCCACAUCCUUGAGGACAAGGAUGCUUUGAAGGGGUCGGAUGCUUUGAAUGGGUCGGUAAUGUCAUGUACCCGUAGUGGAGGGGAGUGCCCAUAUCCUAUUGUAGUCAGUAGUUAGCUUAAUUAGUGUUAAGGUGUAAUGUGUGGUUGUGAUGUAACCGCGUGGGGGAUUGGUUGUCGUCAGAUUGGUUUGGGAAACCUAGCUUUUAUAAUGCCAGAGUUUGUACUGAAAAUCUUAUCAAAAAUUAAUAAUCAAAACUUUGUUCU